CGCUUCGGAUUUUCGUAAAUUGUAAACAACUCCGCUAAAAAAAAAAAAAAAAACUAGCAUAAUUACCACCCAUUUGUUACUUUGUUACUAUUACGGUUUAGAAAAACCACACAGACACAUUAUUCGACGGUGAAACAUUUGAAAAGACCAUGGCUCAGCACUUCUUUGGAAAUUCAGGCUCUAUGACAUUGCAGUCAACACCCAAAUCUGGCCAUCACCAUUCUUCAAAGAUGUCAGAUGAUGGUUUUAACUCGACGGGUGAAACUCUGUCAUUUGUUACCCUGAAUGACAGCAAUGAGCAGCAAAGUGAGGACUCGGGUAUCAGUGUUUCAAAAACCUCGACUAGAAGUUCGCCGGGCAACAGUACUAUGGAAGAUGCAGCAGUAUUAUCUCCCCCAAAUUCACAAAUAGAUGAGAUUGGAAAGAAAGCACAGGACCUUAUUGAGAGAAUCAAUGAGAGACGGGCCAUGGACCAACAUGUGAUGAACAGCUUUGAGGAAAAGCUCAUUAAAAAGGUGAGGGAGAUGUGUCAGCAGGUGAAGGAGCAGAUGUUUGAGUAUUAUGAGCAGCACAGUCAGGGCAUGGAGGCCAGCAUCACUGAGCUGUCGGAGGUGCUGGAGAGAAGCAGUCAGCUCAGUAUGGAGCUACAGGGAGCCAGUCAAACCCUGGCUGCCAUCAAUAAAGGCCUGCAGCACAGCACAGAGCAAUAGAUACACAACCAAACUAAUCACACUCUUGACUUAACAUGAGGAAGAGGACACUUUGUAUGUUACUUUAAAGUAAUUUAACUUUAAUGAACCCUUCAAACAUUUCAAAAUGUUUUACAUUUUUGUUUUAAUACCACAGUACGUUAAAGAAAGUUUGAAUGCACAUUAAUAUGCUAAUUUAAUAUGUAUUUGCAUGUCUUGAAAGAAAUGUCUUUUUCUUUAAAAUGUAUUUUUGAUGGAUUACAUGGUUUGCCUAAAGGUCUCUUACUAUCAUUUCUCCUGCCAAUGUGGUAUGGGUAACCGGAUUAUUUGUGUUUCAAUAACUAAGGUUUGAGCUUUGUAGGAUUUAGGCUUUUUCCCACAGCAUUAGUUAUUAAAACUCAUUUAAUCUGAUGUCAAUUCUCUUUAUGGCUUUCUUAGUACAAACGAGCUGCUGUAAAUAGAUACAGAUAGC
Carassius auratus (goldfish) is the source of this 1161-nucleotide messenger RNA. RefSeq names its product synaptonemal complex central element protein 2 (gene syce2). Gene Ontology annotation, biological process: synaptonemal complex assembly. Gene Ontology annotation, cellular component: central element. The transcript has 5 exons. Bases 150 to 710 code for a protein of 186 amino acids. The record is from RefSeq and is a predicted model, not a curated record. Lineage: Eukaryota; Metazoa; Chordata; Actinopteri; Cypriniformes; Cyprinidae.